AGGAAAAAAUAAAAAAGAAGGCAAAAAAGGGCCAGCUUCCAUCUGCGCCCCUUUGCUCUUCCAGCUUCCGAUAUUCCCCUCGAGUCGGUCGCUUCAGGCUUGCAAUAGCCAGACGGCCACAUUGGCGCCCUCCGUCGCGUCUUCAGCCUCAUUUUUGGCUUCUCUUCUCUUCGUUUAUCCAUCGCGCGCAGCAAGGUCUGCAGCCCUUGGACCUUUUCCGCCCUCUCGACUCCUUGUCCCUUUUAUCCCCUCCCGUCACUACGCAAAAUCAAGAAAGAUGCCUCCCAAGAAGGCCGUUGUCGAGGAGAAGAUUCCUCUGGGAAGGCCUGGCAACAACUUGAAGAGUGGCAUUGUCGGCCUCGCCAACGUCGGCAAAUCUACCCUCUUCCAGGCCAUCACAAAGUGCAACCUUGGCAACCCUGCUAACUUUCCCUAUGCCACCAUUGAUCCCGAAGAAGCUCGUGUCAUUGUGCCCGAUGAGCGAUUCGACUGGCUGGUUGAGAAAUACAAGCCCAAGUCUGUCGUUCCCGCCAACUUGACCGUCUAUGAUAUUGCCGGUCUCACUCGCGGAUCUUCUACCGGAGCUGGUCUUGGAAACGCUUUCCUUUCCCACAUUCGUGCCGUCGAUGCCAUCUUCCAGGUGGUCCGAUGCUUCGACGAUGCUGAGAUUAUCCACGUCGAGGGUGAUGUCAACCCUACCCGUGAUCUGGACAUCAUCAGCGAGGAGCUGAGACUCAAGGAUAUUGAGUUUGUCGAGAAGGCUCUCGAGAACCAGAAGAAGAAGACUCGCAUGGGUGGCCAGAGUCUUGAGCUGAAGAAGGCUAAGAUUGAACAGGAGAUUAUUGAGAAGAUCCUGGCCUGGCUUCAGGACGGCAAGGAAGUCCGCAAGGGCAACUGGGCCCCCAAGGAGAUUGAGGUCAUCAACCCUCUGUUCCUGUUGACGGCCAAGCCCGUUGUCUACCUUGUCAACUUGUCUGAAAAGGACUAUGUUAGAAAGAAGAACAAGUACCUGCCCAAGGUCGCCGAGUGGAUCAAGGAGCACGCCGAGGGCGACCCCAUCAUCCCCAUCUCCGUCUCAUAUGAGGAGCGUCUGACCCGCUUCGAGACUGAGGAGGAGGCCAAGGAAGAGCAGAAGAAGGUUGGUGCCGAGUCUGCUCUGCCCAAGCUGAUUGUCCAGAUGCGCAAGGCGCUGCAGCUGGGCAGCUUUUUCACAACGGGAGCCGACGAGGUCCGUCAAUGGACUAUCCGCACAGGCACCAAGGCUCCCCAGGCUGCCGGUGUCAUUCACACCGACUUUGAGAAGACCUUUAUCCAGGCUAUUGUCUACAACUUCAGCGCCAUCAAGGAGCUUGGUGACGAAGCCGAGGUCAGGGCCAAGGGCAAGAUCAUGACCAAGGGCAAGGAUUACGUAGUUGAGGAUGGUGACAUUAUGCUCAUCAAGGCUGGUGCUGCCAAGGGUUAAAAUAGCGUCUCUACAGAGGAGUGUGUGUAGUAGGUUCUUUUUGUCCCUCGGUUAGGAAAAAUGAAAAAGUAAAAUACCACCCAAAAUUGGAAUCUCG
Molecule: messenger RNA, 1559 nt
Organism: Trichoderma virens Gv29-8
Lineage: Eukaryota; Fungi; Ascomycota; Sordariomycetes; Hypocreales; Hypocreaceae
Exons: 4
Coding region: 278-1462 (394 amino acids)
Cellular component (GO): cytoplasm
Molecular function (GO): ATP binding; ATP hydrolysis activity; GTP binding
Source: RefSeq, a predicted model, not a curated record